Molecule: messenger RNA, 2854 nt
Organism: Sinocyclocheilus anshuiensis
Lineage: Eukaryota; Metazoa; Chordata; Actinopteri; Cypriniformes; Cyprinidae
Gene: ptdss2
Product: phosphatidylserine synthase 2
Exons: 12
Coding region: 783-2162 (459 amino acids)
Biological process (GO): phosphatidylserine biosynthetic process
Molecular function (GO): L-serine-phosphatidylethanolamine phosphatidyltransferase activity
Source: RefSeq, a predicted model, not a curated record
AGGGAUGAGCGGACAUGACGCCAUGCCCCGCGACCUUACGAUGGUUAUAUUUUUCUGAAGCGCAUGAGAGGUGCGCGUGCGCCUGCUGCACUCGGUAAAAUCGUUUUAUUGGCUUUCAGAGGAUGGUGCGUUCGCGUUGCGUUCAUAUAUGAAGCUUGAAGAGGUCAUUUUCCUGCCGGUUCUCAAAACCUCGCGGUUAAUGCGCUCGCGCUCCGUUACCGGCUAGUGAUGGGACGCGCACGAGCUCGUGGCUUACUGUGAUUUGAGUAGUUUUAUGUUUUAUUCCAGGUUUAAGUCUCCGCACAGCUGCGCUGGUUUAGCUAGUUCAGGUGAGUCUUUGUUGGUUUGGGUUAGUUAUUGGGUUGUAGCGAUUUAUUCUGGUUUAGUUAGUUCAGGCUUAAAUCUCAGCGCAAGUGAGUUGGGUUUGGGUUGGUUAGGAUUGAGUUUUAAUUUCAGGCGAGUUAGUCAGGAUUAGUUUGGUUGUAAAUCACAGCAAGGGUAUGGUGGGUUAGUGGUCAGUUUAGUUGCAGGUCAGUUGAAUCAGUUCAGCACAGGUCUAUUGGUUAGGUUCAGUUUGACAUGACAGGUCAGCUGGGUUACAGAUAGUUCAGGUGUCAACUAGGUUUAGUUGUCACAGGUGUCUGUUAAGUUUAGGUUGGAAGUCAUAUGUGUGUUGUGUGAGGGUAAGUUUGGUUCAUGUGUGUUGGCUUUAGACAGUUGUCAGGGAAAUCACAGGUGGGUUAGGUUUAGUUUAGUUCAGGUUUAGUUUAAGCUCUGCCGUGAUGGCUAAAGGUGAGUGGAAGAGGUCAGGCACAGAUGAUAUCCAGUUAACUGGCCGCUCUGAGUGUGAAGUGUUCGAUGAUGGAACCAACACGUUCUUCUGGAGGGCACAUACUGUGACCGUGCUGUUCAUCCUGACAUGUGUUCUGGUUUAUGUGACACUAUUGGAGGAGACGCCACAUGACACGGCGUACAACACUAAAAGAGGAAUUGUGGCCAGUAUUCUGGUGUUCCUUUGUUUUGGAGUAACACAAGCUAAAGAUGGACCCUUCACACGUCCUCACCCAGCAUACUGGCGUUUCUGGCUAUGCGUUUCUGUUGUGUAUGAACUCUUUCUCAUCUUCAUCCUGUUUCAGACAGUGCAUGAUGGCAGGCAGUUUAUGAAAUACAUUGACCCAAAACUUGGCAUCCCUCUUCCUGAAAGAGGUUAUGGCGGGAACUGCCUCAUUUAUGACCCUGGACAUCCUGCCGACCCCUUCCACAAUAUCUGGGACAAAAUGGAUGGAUUUGUUCCUGCCCAUUUUCUCGGCUGGUACAUUAAGACGCUGGUGAUCAGGGACUGGUGGAUGUGUAUGAUCAUCAGUGUGAUGUUUGAGUUCCUGGAGUACAGUCUCGAACACCAGCUGCCCAACUUCUCUGAGUGCUGGUGGGACCAUUGGAUCAUGGAUGUGUUGGUGUGUAAUGGGUUGGGCAUAUACUGUGGCAUGAAGACUCUCGGUUGGCUCUCCAUGAAGCCAUAUCAGUGGCAGGGAUUGUGGAACAUCCCAACAUACAAGGGGAAAAUCAAACGUAUUGCCUUCCAGUUUACCCCGUACAGCUGGGUGAAGUUUGAGUGGCGCCCCGCUUCUAACCUGCGAAGAUGGCUGGCGGUGUUGGGUAUUAUUUUCACAUUCUUAUUGGCGGAGCUGAAUACGUUCUAUUUGAAGUUUGUGUUGUGGAUGCCUCCUGAACAUUAUCUGGUGCUUCUGCGGCUCAUCUUCUUUGUGAAUGUGGGUGGAGUGGCUAUGCGAGAGAUCUACGACUUCAUGGAUGAUCCGAAAUUCCAUAAAAAGUUGGGCCAGCAAGCGUGGAUUGUGGCAGCCAUCACUGUUACGGAGUUUCUGAUCGUGGUCAAAUACGAUCCCAACACCAUCAUGCUGCCAAUCCCCUUCUUCAUCACACAAUGCUGGAUACUCGGAAUCGUCCUCAUCCUCAUUUGGACCUUGUGGCGGUUCUUCAUCCGUGACAUCACACUCCGGUACAAAGAAACACGCCGGCGCAGACAGGAAGGGUCUUCAGAGCGGGACAGAGUCCCUGGACACGCUGACGGCAGCAAUUUAGCCACAUCAGGCCGUAGCAAACUAAACGGCAGUAUGGACACGGUGCGACACAGGAAGCCAUGAAUCCAUCCUUCCACACACAAACAGCCGUGCACUACACAUCGCAACUGGACACACGUUUGUGUUUAUAAUCCUGUUCAGAUCAUACCAACGCUCAUGGUGUCUGUCGAGCGGCAUCCAGAGAGAUGAUGCCAUCAUUUUCUCUCCCUGCGGAGAGGGUUGUUGUGUAUAUUUAGGAAAAAUAUGUCUUUGUAGCUGUUACAUAGGUGAGGCAUUUAGGGUUCGGGGUUCACUGUCCCUCUGGUUUUGGGUUUAUUGAUCGGUGCUAUGCAGGAAAACACAUUUCGAUGCAGAACACUAUGCAGUGAACUAACGGUAGAGGAAGUGCACAUACAGCCAUUUAUGAAUAAAACUAUUGUUUUUAAGUUACAUUUAGUGGGUAGGAACACAGGAAACAUCCUGCUUGAGCUACAACACUAUAUUUAAAAAGCUAUAAGAAUGUAAUUAUUUAAUCUGCUGUGUCCUUCUGCUAUGCUUAGGAUGCUAAAGGGAGUUAGCGUGCCUGUUACACAAGCACCUCACACAAGGACAAUCCUUCUGACCUGUUAAACACGAGUCAGUGCCAUGACUGGACCAAAAUCGAAGAACUUUACUUUUCGUUUGCAUGCGUGAAUGUGUGCACGAGACCAUAACGGCCAAAACAUUCAUCAUGCUGAUGCUGUGUUUAUUUCUGCAGGGAAACCACAGAUAAAAAA